GAGAUGUAGUUCAACGAUGACGGCCGUGGCGCAAAGCGUUCUGGGGCUCGUGGUUCGCGGGGUCCAUGGGGAACGCGAUGUCGCUGGUUCAGAUCUCGCAGAGCUCAGCGUCCUGCAUGCCUCAGUCCUCGCCUCGCUCCUCCUCGCGGAGGAUUCUGGGUGACGUCGCGGGUCUCGGUCGCGGGGCCCGUUUGCAGAGCCCGCGGCGCCGGGAGGACUUUCUUCUUCUUCAGAAGAGAAAACUGAAGAAGGAGGAAUGGCUAUGGGGCUUUGUAAAGCCAUGUCCCAGGGGUUGGUGACCUUCAGAGAUGUGGCGCUAGACUUUUCCCAAGAAGAGUGGGAAUGGCUGAAGCCAUCUCAGAAGGAUUUAUACAGAGAUGUCAUGUUGGAGAACUACAGGAACUUGGUAUGGCUUGGACUCUCCAUUUCUAAGCCCAACAUGAUCUCCUUACUGGAGCAAGGGAAGGAACCGUGGAUGGUGGAGAGAAAGAUGUCACAGGGUCACUGUGCAGACUGGCAGUCUUGGUGUGAAAUUGAGGAAUUAUCUCCAAAAUGGUUCAUUGAUGAAGAUGAAAUAUCCCAGGAGAUGGUAAUGGAAAGGCUAGCAAGUCAUGGCCUUGAAUGCACCAGUUUCAGAGAAGCCUGGAAAUAUAAGGGUGAAUUUGAGCUACAUCAGGGAAAUGCGGAGAGGCAUUUCAUGCAAGUGACAGCUGUUAAGGAAAUCUCUACUGGGAAAAGAGACAAUGAAUUUAGUAAUUCUGGGAGAAGCAUACCCCUGAAAUCAGUAUUUUUAACACAACAGAAAGUUCCUACCAUACAGCAAGUACAUAAAUUUGAUAUUUAUGAUAAACUCUUCCCCCAAAAUUCAGUCAUAAUUGAAUACAAAAGACUCCAUGCUGAGAAGGAAUCUUUGAUAGGUAAUGAAUGUGAAGAAUUCAACCAGAGUACGUACUUUAGUAAAGAUAUAGGAAUUCCUCCUGGGGAGAAACCUUAUGAAAGUCAUGAUUUUUCAAAGCUCUUAAGUUUCCACUCAUUAUUUACUCAACAUCAGACCACUCAUUUUGGAAAAUUACCCCAUGCAUACGAUGAAUGUGGUGAUGCCUUUAGCUGUUACUCAUGCUUUACUCAACCUCAGAGAAUUCACAGUGGAGAGAAACCAUAUGCAUGCAAUGACUGUGGAAAAGCCUUUAGCCACGACUUCUUUCUCAGUGAACAUCAAAGAACUCAUAUUGGGGAGAAACCUUAUGAAUGUAAGGAAUGUAACAAAGCCUUCAGACAGAGUGCUCACCUUGCUCAACAUCAGAGGAUCCACACUGGAGAGAAACCGUUUGCGUGCAAUGAAUGUGGGAAGGCCUUUAGCCGUUAUGCCUUCCUUGUUGAACAUCAGAGAAUUCACACAGGUGAGAAACCAUAUGAAUGUAAAGAAUGUAAUAAAGCCUUCAGACAGAGUGCUCACCUUAAUCAACAUCAGAGGAUUCACACUGGAGAGAAACCCUAUGAAUGUAAUCAGUGUGGAAAAGCCUUCAGCAGACGCAUAGCCCUUACUCUACAUCAAAGAAUUCACACAGGAGAGAAACCCUUCAAAUGUAGUGAAUGUGGGAAGACCUUUGGCUAUCGCUCACACCUGAAUCAACAUCAGAGAAUUCAUACCGGAGAAAAGCCCUAUGAAUGCAUCAAAUGUGGGAAGUUUUUUAGGACUGACUCACAACUUAAUCGACAUCAUAGAAUUCACACUGGAGAGAGACCAUUUGAAUGCAGUAAAUGUGGGAAAGCCUUCAGUGAUGCUUUAGUUCUAAUUCACCAUAAGAGAAGUCAUGCAGGAGAGAAACCCUAUGAAUGUAACAAAUGUGGAAAGGCCUUCAGUUGUGGCUCAUAUCUUAAUCAACAUCAAAGAAUUCAUACUGGAGAGAAACCCUAUGAAUGUAGUGAAUGUGGGAAGGCUUUUCAUCAGAUCUUGUCCCUAAGACUACACCAGAGAAUUCACGCUGGAGAAAAACCUUAUAAAUGUAACGAAUGUGGGAAUAAUUUUAGCUGUGUCUCAGCCCUUAGACGACAUCAGAGAAUUCAUAAUAGAGAAAUGCUCUGAUUAUAACAAGUAUAGGAAAGAAAAUGUGGUUACCACUCAGUCCUUAUUAAAUAUUAAUGAGUUCUUUUUUGUUAGUAAUUCUUUGAAUGUAGUUCAUAUUUCAGUUCAUGAAUAUCCAUUAUUUGAAGUAGCUCAGUAGUAGACAUCUGUUACUUUUUUUUUUCAGACAGAGUCUCGCUCUGUUGCCCAGGCUGGAGUGCAGUGGUGUAAUCUUGGCUCACUGCAGCCUCUGCCUCCUGGGUUCAAGCAAUCCUCCUGCCUCAGCCUCCUGAGUAGCUGGGAUUACAGGUGCCUGCCACCAUACCUGGCUAAUUUUUGUAUUUUUAGUAGAGACGGGGUUUCACCACAUUGGUCAGGCUGAUCUCGAACUCCUGACUUUAGGUGAUCCACACGCCUCAGACUCCCAAAGUGCUGGGAUUAUGGGCGUGAGCCACCGUGCCUGGCCACAUCUGUUACUUUUUGAUCUGUUCUAUACCUGGCUUACCCCACCCUCAAUGCAUAUGAUUCAGAUGAAACUGUUAAUCAGGGACAGCAGUGGACUGGUCACAGGCUGGCCAAUUAUUUCCCCCAACCUAGUGAUAAGGGAUUGGCAAAUGGCCCUGUCUGGAUCAAUGAAGUCCUUUGCGGGUAUUCCUAUGGGCAGUAAGAGAGGUUUUAUUCUGGAACUGCAAGUUUCAAGGAUUUAAUAAGAUUAAAAACUCACCAGUAGCCUUUUUGCCACUCAUGAGGAAAGCUUUCCCAAAGAGAAAUCUAACAGAGGAAAAUGGAGAUAAGAGACAGAAAUAUGAUGAUACAGUUUGAUCUCCUGGAUCCAGUCAUUCCUGACAGCUACACCAUCACCAUCCUUUUUCAUUUUUUGUGAUCCAAUAAAUUUCCUUUUUUUGCUUAA
Molecule: messenger RNA, 2975 nt
Organism: Pan troglodytes (chimpanzee)
Lineage: Eukaryota; Metazoa; Chordata; Mammalia; Primates; Hominidae
Gene: ZNF527
Product: zinc finger protein 527
Exons: 5
Coding region: 257-2086 (609 amino acids)
Biological process (GO): regulation of transcription by RNA polymerase II
Molecular function (GO): RNA polymerase II cis-regulatory region sequence-specific DNA binding; DNA-binding transcription factor activity, RNA polymerase II-specific
Source: RefSeq, a predicted model, not a curated record